This is a messenger RNA of Lycium ferocissimum, 1216 nucleotides long. RefSeq names its product proteasome subunit beta type-5. Gene Ontology annotation, cellular component: proteasome core complex. The transcript is spliced from 8 exons. Gene Ontology annotation, molecular function: threonine-type endopeptidase activity. NCBI's taxonomy places the organism in Eukaryota, Viridiplantae, Streptophyta, Magnoliopsida, Solanales, Solanaceae. Bases 175 to 996 code for a protein of 273 amino acids. The record is from RefSeq and is a predicted model, not a curated record.
UUGUCAGCUUUUCUGAUUUCUAACACUUUACUUUAGUUCAUUUUUCUGUGAACACUAUUUGAGUUGAUUUCAAAAGUAAUAAGAAGCGAAUUUCUUGUUGAGCAAGUCCUCGGAUGCUCUUACAUCUGCGAUCUCUUUCGGAAACGAUCUCUGUAGUCGACUUGUAGUGGUAAAAUGAUGAAGAUUGAUUUUAGAAGACUUGAAUCGACUGCCCCAUUCAGGGGUGAGUCUUCUGAGCUAUAUGAUGGCAUCCCAACUUCUCCAUCAUUCCACAUUCCUAAUGCUACUAAUUUUGAUGGGUUUCAGAAAGAAGCAAUCCAAAUGGUGAAGCCUGCAAAGGGCACAACCACUCUUGCUUUCAUUUUCAAAGGAGGUGUUAUGGUCGCUGCUGAUUCUCGCGCUAGCAUGGGAGGAUAUAUCUCAUCUCAGUCAGUGAAGAAAAUCAUUGAAAUAAAUCCAUAUAUGCUUGGAACAAUGGCCGGGGGUGCUGCUGACUGCCAAUUCUGGCAUAGAAACCUAGGAAUCAAGUGUCGUCUACAUGAACUGGCUAACAAAAGGAGAAUUUCUGUUACUGGAGCUUCAAAAUUGCUGGCGAAUAUUUUAUAUUCUUACCGAGGAAUGGGUUUGUCUGUUGGAACAAUGAUUGCUGGUUGGGAUGAGAAGGGUCCAGGACUGUAUUACGUCGACAGUGAGGGAGGACGACUUAAAGGAAACAGAUUCUCUGUUGGAUCUGGUUCACCUUAUGCUUAUGGUGUUUUGGACAAUGGGUACCACUUUGAUUUAUCUGUGGAAGAAGCUGCUGAGCUGGCCAGACGAGCUAUUUAUCACGCAACAUUCCGUGAUGGAGCUAGUGGUGGUGUUGCUAGUGUUUAUCAUGUUGGACCAGACGGAUGGAAGAAGCUAUCUGGUGAUGAUGUUGGAGAACUUCACUACAAUUAUCACCCUGUUGAACUCGAUGCUGUGGAACAAGAAAUGGCUGAAGUGCCUGUGGCCUAAGGGGAAAAAGGUCUAUGAAAUUGUUAGUUUUAUUUCAUGAUGCAUAAAAAGGGGAUCAAAUUUGUUUUAAUCGCACAACAUUAGUGAUAUGUUUUUUUUUCCAUGAAAGGCUCUCAAUCUGGAAGUACUUCUUCUUGUAUGCUCUCCUAUUCUCCAUUCAAGUUGUCUUCUAAUUUGGAGAAAAAAACCAUUUCAGUCUUCUAGCCAAAUGGUUUUGUAA